AUGUGUGGAGGGGGGGGGGGGGGAGGUGGGGUUUUGGGUGGGUGGGUGGGUUGUGGGGAGGGGUUAUGGGGUAUUGGGUGGGUGGGGUGGGGAAAGGGUUUGAGUGGAUGGGGGGGGGGGUUGGGAGUGGUGGAGGUGUAUUGGUGGUUUGGGGAUGUUGGUUGUGAGAAUGGGGGAAGUAGGAGGGUUUUUUGGGGUGGUGUUGUGGAUGAGGGUUUGUUGGGGUGGGUGGGGGGGGUGGAGGGGGUGGUGGAGUUGGGGUUUUAUGGGGGGUUUGGGUGGUGGAAGUGGAGGGUUGAUGGGGGGGGGUGGGGGGUGGGGGGAUUUGUUUGUGGUUUGGUGUGGGGGGGGUUGUGGUGGUUUUUUGGUUGGUAUGGGUGGGGGGUGGGGUUUGUAGUUUUGUGGUUUGGGGUGGUUUUUGUGAUGUGGUUUUUUUUUGGGGUGGUUGGGGGUGUGGGGGGGGGGUUGGGUGUUGGGGUGGUUGGGGUGUGUGGGGUUGUGUUGGGGUUGGGGGGGGGGUGUUGUUGGUUUAUAUUUGGGGGGGUUGGGGGGUGGUGGUUGUUGGGGUAUAGUUUGUUUUUUGGGGGUGGGGUGUGGUUGGGUGGGGGGGGUGGGGUGGGGGGGGGGGGUGGGAGGUGGGGGGGGGUGGGGGGUUUGGGUGGGUGUGGGGGGUGGGGGUUGGUUUUUGGUGGGGUGUGUGUUUGGUGGUUGGGGUGUGUGGGGGGUGGGUGGGUGGUUGUGGGUUGUGGGUUGGUGGGUGUGGGGGGGGUGGUGGUGGGGGGGGGGGGGGGGGGUUGGGGGGGUGGGGGGGUUUGGUGUUGGUGUGGGGGGGGGGUGGGGGGGGGGGGGGGGUGUGGUGGAUGGGGUUUGUGGGGGGGGUUUUUAGAAGAUUUGGGUUAUUGUUGUGGGUGUGGGGGGUGUUGGGGGGGGGGGGGGGGGGGGGGGGGGUGGGGUGGGGUUGGUGGUUGGGGUAUGAUAUUGUGGUGGGGAUUUGGGGGGGGGGUUGAGUUAGUUAGGGGGGAGUGGGUUGUGUUGGAUGAGUUUGGGGGGGGGGGGAUGUAUGUGGUUGGGGGGGAUUGUUUAGUUUUGGUUUUGGGUUGGGUAUUUGUUUGUUAUGUGGUGGGGGUGGGGGGGGGGGGGGGGUUGUUGGUUGGGUUGGGGUUUGGGGGUUUGGUGGGGGGGGUGUGGGGGGUUGUGGGGGUUUAG
This is a messenger RNA of Knipowitschia caucasica, 1206 nucleotides long. The record is from the annotation of a GenBank genome assembly. Lineage: Eukaryota; Metazoa; Chordata; Actinopteri; Gobiiformes; Gobiidae.